CUAUCUCAAACAGCAGACCACAGCUCUGCAGUCUUCUUGUGACUUACGUGUGUCAGAAUGCUCAGAUCACUCGGUGUGGCCUGAUCUUGAAAAUUGACCAUAAUUCCCCAGCUGCGACAACGUGUGUAAAGUACAGGCAAACGGCUCCGGAUGAGUUUCGGUAGUGUUAGCUCAGUUAAGGAUCGCAACUCGGGAAGACCAUGGCGUUGACCCAAAACGAUAGCUUUAUGGACGGGUUUGUCCGGGAGAAGCGUGAUCCGAGAGUGACGGAUUGGUUUCUUAUGUCAAGUAUUUAUCCCACCUUGGCUCUCUCGGUGGCUUAUGUGGUUUAUGCUAAAAUCGUUGGUCCUUGGCACAUGAGGAAAAGUGAGCCAUGGAACGUGAAAACGCCGCUAAUGCUCUAUAACUUGCUUCAAAUCAUCGGGAACGUUUGGUUACUACAGCGCUACCUGAAAUUCGGAUGGUUGGCCGGCUACAAUCUGGUUUGUCAAGAUGUGGAACGAGAUGCGGAUCCGAGUUCGAACGGCUAUAAAAUGGCAGUGACAAUUUGGUGGGCCACCAUGUUUCGCUACUUGGACUUCAUGGAUACAUUCUUCUUCAUCGUCAAAAAAAAGUUUGGUCACGUGAACGCUCUCCAAACCAUCCAUCACUUCCUCAUGCCCAUUUAUGGCUGGAUCGUGCUCAACUAUGGACCUGGAGGCAAUUCUUUCGGCGGUAUGGUCAACACGGUUGUGCACACCAUUAUGUACUUCUACUACUUCAUGGCCGCCCUUGGGCCUCAAUAUCAGAAAUAUUUGUGGUGGAAGCGCUACCUCACAACCUUUCAAAUCGUUCAGUUCGUCAUCGGCUUCUCCAAGUCAAUCAUCGUAGCUUUGGGAUCGUGGAAUGUGGAUAUCCCUGGCAAGUGUCGGCCGUGACGAGCAUGAAUAUGGGACUGAUGUUCGUUCUCUUUGUUCAUUUCUACAUACAGUCCUACAUGUCAAAAGCUAGCUCAAAACAGAGAUCAGACUAAUAAGCGAUCUCCAUAUUCUAAUAUCAAUUCAGUGUAUUAAAUGUGCAGGAUAUUCACAUCA
Tigriopus californicus is the source of this 1073-nucleotide messenger RNA. Its product is annotated as elongation of very long chain fatty acids protein AAEL008004-like. Gene Ontology annotation, biological process: fatty acid elongation, monounsaturated fatty acid; fatty acid elongation, polyunsaturated fatty acid; very long-chain fatty acid biosynthetic process. Gene Ontology annotation, molecular function: fatty acid elongase activity. Gene Ontology annotation, cellular component: endoplasmic reticulum membrane. The record is from RefSeq and is a predicted model, not a curated record. NCBI's taxonomy places the organism in Eukaryota, Metazoa, Arthropoda, Copepoda, Harpacticoida, Harpacticidae.